AUGAUAUAUGGUUCAGCUUCAGAGCAAUAUGCUAGGGUUUGGGAUUAUGGAAAGGCAGUGAUUAGGUAUAACCUCGACAGUGGGGUUUAUGUAGUUGUUGAUGGAGUUAAUAAACCAGAACCUCCUAUCUUCAUGAGGAUAUACAUCUGUUUGGCUCCAUUGAGGGCUGGUUUUAACAAAAGGUGUAGGCCUCUGAUAGGUCUUGAUGAAUGUAAUUUAAAGGAAGCAUAUCUAGGUCAAAUAUUGGUUGCUAUUGGCAAGGAUGGAAAUAAUAAAAUAUUUCCUUUUGCAUGGGCAACAGUUGAGGUGGAAAACAAAGAAACAUGGUAUUGGUUCUUAGAGUCUUUGAAGAAGGAUCUUGUUGAUAUCACUAAUAACUUAGGUUUGACUUUCAUGUCUGACAGACAAAAGGGGUUGCUGGAAGCUUUUGAGCAGCUAGUGCCAUUAGCUGAGAAGAGAUACUGUUUUGAUUUUGAGGUUGCCAUGGAGUCCAUAAAAUGCCUGUUAGAGGAUGCUUAUGAGUACUUAGAAAAUAUACCAACAAGACACUGGUCCAAACAUGCCUUUUCUAAUAUCUGCAAGUCUAAUAUGCUCUUAAACAACCUAUGUGAAACAUUUAAUGCUGUUAUCAAGGAUGCAAGGGAUAAACCCAUUCUUACUCAAAUGGAGUGGGUGAGGAAGUAUAUGAUGAAGAGAAAUAGAGUGAAAUGGGAAGCAGUUCAGAAAAUGGAUGGGAAGAAUAUGCCUUUUGACUGGGAUUCCAUGUGUGUACAUGGAUUUGCAUGUAUUCUGGAUAAGAGGGUGGACCUAGAUGACUAUGUGGAUGCAUAUUACAGUAGGGCAACUUAUAUUUUAGCCUAUGAGGAUGCUAUAAAGCCUAUUCCAUGCCCAAAGCAUUGGGAGAAGAUAGACCUUAGAAAAUCACUCCCACCUCAAGUUAGGGUUAUGCUAGGGAGGCCUAAAUCAAAGAAGAUGAAGCUGGAAAAGGGAGAGGGUGCACCAAACAGCAAAGAGACCCAACCUAAGCUCCAUAAGUUUUAG
Chenopodium quinoa (quinoa) is the source of this 1041-nucleotide messenger RNA. RefSeq lists its product as uncharacterized. The record is from RefSeq and is a predicted model, not a curated record. Lineage: Eukaryota; Viridiplantae; Streptophyta; Magnoliopsida; Caryophyllales; Amaranthaceae. The transcript is spliced from 4 exons. The coding region runs from base 1 to 1041 and encodes 346 amino acids.